AGACAAUAACAUUGUCAAUAUUGUCAUCCGAGUGCCCCUGGUCCUGGUGCGAGAGUUGGUCCAGUCCUGGUCAGGGCCUGGGUAUAAUGUGAUCUAGAGGUCUUGGAGUCUUGUCACCCUGAACAAUCCUCUCCACAGCUUUAAUAUCGUCGAGUGUUAAAUUACACAAUGGAUGUAUGUAUCUGAAAUGAUGUCGGACAGUACUCCAAUGCAGGAUGAAAAUCGGUGCAUCGGGGGUCUUAAUGUCGCGCUUGCAAAGCGUACCCGGCAAUCUCCUAUAAAGAGAUCUACAAGUGAAACUAGCAGCUGCCAACAAUCUCAAAAUGAAGAGGACUUCAUUUUUUGGAAUGAUAUCUACCUUAAGUAUAAAGUCAAAAGGUCGCGCAAGAACUUGAAGACCUUGAAGAAUCUCUGCUUCCAGAAAAUUACACAUUUGUCCCUAGACGGAAAUACAAUUUCGUUGGACCGCGUUGAAAAUGAGCUGAAAGACAGCAUGCUGGAAUACCUGAAGGCCAACAAUCUGAGAGUGCCAGAGCAGCUCGCCAGGCAGCUGUUGCAUGCGGACAGCACCUGGAUGGACUUUGGACUGGUGCAGCGGGGUCUGGAUCAAAUGCUCGUCUGGCAGCACUUGAUCUGCAAUUGCCCCUUCAUCUCAGUUCUUGUUUGGAGGGACUACCACGGCAAGCCUUACACGCUGCUGCCCAUUCCGGACAUGCUGAACUACCUGCCACUCCUUGAGCACAUUGAAAUGCCAGACUUUUGGUGUGACAUACAAGCGUUGACGAUUCUUGCUGAACAAUACAGUCAGCAAUUGAGGGUGCUGCAUGUAUCGCUACUGAAGAUGAACCGUGAUGAGCUGCAAAUGCUGAGUCAGCUUAAGUGUCUGCGAGUGCUGGACUUCCACGGCAGCCGUCUGCCGCCCUCAGAUUUAAAGAGGGAUAGAGAGGUGAUGUCAGAGCUGUUGAAAGAAUUGCCUUAUCUAGAGGUGCUGUGGCCUUCUUACCCUGAGACCUGUGUACAAAGUGGAUCGCUGGAGCUGCUCUGGAACCAUAUCCAAAUCCAAAUAAAUUUAAAGCACCUACGGAUUGGAGACAGGCUCAACUACUGGCCACAGCUGGUAACCGAGGUUGAGCACUUGUAUAUCUGUGGUCAACCCAGGAAGGACACCAUCCACUACGUCAAAAGCCUCCAGAAGUUGCGGAGCUUGAAUGUAAAGACAACCUCACUGAGCUGCCAAACCUGGCUGAGACAAAUGCUGGAGUCUGUCGGACCGCAGCUGACUGAGUUGGUUGUCGAAAUCUUAUUAGAAGUGGAUUAUGAUGUGCACCUGAGCUUCUCUUGCAUCAUUAGCAUGUGCCCUAAUCUAGAGAAAUUGCACAUAAGCGGAAGAGUGACAACCCUACAAGCAAGCGAGAUUAUGAAUCACGUGAACGUGAACAACUAUCGAGGGCUCAAGGUGGUGAAGAUGGACCUGUCAGGCACCUUCUUUCAAAGCCAAGUCCUCAAUGACGUGAUCACCUUCGCAGAUGACCUUGAGGUUCUCAGGGUGGGGCCCCUUAGUGAGCUGAAGGGCACUGGCUUUCUUGAGAAGAUUCUUUUUAGGGCUUGCAACAAACCCAGGGGGUUUGAUCGAUUGCGUGAGAUUUGGAUCACGCUUGGCCAUCCGAAGGUGUCCGCCGAGUUAUGUCAGGUGCUCCGGCGCGUUGCCUUCUGCGCUCCUGAACUGAACAAGAUUUACAUUAACGCACACAUGCAAGACAGCUCAGCCUACUUCUCUCAGCUACAACUGUUCUUCCAGCACUUCAUGCCGCAAAUUGAUCUCCUCAUUUACUAAAGACCUAAAAGCUAUACAGUAUCCACUCUGAAGUACAUCAGUUUAUUUAGGUGCACGCAAAAAAAGGUUAUGAUUUUCAUUCCAAAAUGAUUUCUAACUAUUAUAUAUAUGCGCCUUAAUUUUGAACGUGCUUCAAUGAUUGAAAGGUGUGGUUUAAUCGUACAACACAUUUAAACAGUUUGAGAAUCAGUCUUUUUUAUAGUCCUAAAUUAUAUGUUCAGUCUCUGUCUCUAUAUUAGCCCUGAUGUCAUUGAAAUAAGUUUGUAUAAUGUCAAAAAUCUUUUGCGGCAUCGUAAACACACACUGGUCUAUUCUUGUUAAUGAUGAAAAGUUGAUGGAAACUGUUAUCUGUAUCUUUGUUUUGAAGUGAGUACUUUUUGCUUAAUUUAAUGCGCAUCACUUGAAGAAGUGCAAGAAGUCUCCUAAGAUUAAUUUUAAAUUGUAUAGUUAUGUACAGUUUUUCAGUUCACUUGUGUGUGGUUACUAACUAAAUGAUUCGUUCUUACAAGAACCCUGGUUGAGUAAUAAUUUAUGAUACAGGUCGGAGCCUCUUGCGUAAUACAAUGUUGCAAAAUUUUGAAAUGGAAAAAUAAAAAAAUGAUAAAAGCUGAA
Cloeon dipterum is the source of this 2446-nucleotide messenger RNA. RefSeq lists its product as uncharacterized. Bases 173 to 1834 code for a protein of 553 amino acids. The transcript has 6 exons. NCBI's taxonomy places the organism in Eukaryota, Metazoa, Arthropoda, Insecta, Ephemeroptera, Baetidae. The record is from RefSeq and is a predicted model, not a curated record.